This is a messenger RNA of Brassica oleracea var. oleracea, 576 nucleotides long. RefSeq lists its product as uncharacterized. NCBI's taxonomy places the organism in Eukaryota, Viridiplantae, Streptophyta, Magnoliopsida, Brassicales, Brassicaceae. The record is from RefSeq and is a predicted model, not a curated record. The transcript is spliced from 2 exons. Bases 1 to 576 code for a protein of 191 amino acids.
AUGGUGAGGGUUGGUGAAGCAUUGAGUGUAUCAACCUCAUCUUGUUCAUCUCUCUACGAUAGUGAAGUUGAAGAGCUUCAAAAGAUGCCACUAGAACCACCGAAGAAGCCCAAGAAACGUCUCUCUAAGCAACUCUCGAUGCUGGAGACCAAAAGAGACAUUGCAUGGGAGCGUCGUCGCCGCCAGAUGCUCCAUCACCUCCAGAGGAAGCAAAUAAACGAAGGAGAAGAUAUUGACUUAACGGACGAGGACUUGAGUGAGCUCAAAGGUUCCAUUGAGUUAGGGUUUGGUUUUAACGAGGAGCAAGGUCAACAGCUUACGACCACAUUGCCUGCGUUAGACCUUUACUUCGCUGUGACACGUCAGAUCUCGCCGGUUUCAACACCAGGAAGCAGUGGAUCUUCGUCCUCAAGACUUACUUCUCUUGGAGACCAUUCCUCCUCUUUUGGUAGUCCUAUCAGCGACUCAUCAGAUGGAUUGAAACUUUUGUCUCCAGGAGAUAAUCCCCAACAGGUUAAAACGAGGCUGAGGCAUUGGGCACAAGCUGUGGCAUGUUCUGUGAUACAACAUAAUUAA